This is a messenger RNA of Saccostrea cuccullata (small rock oyster), 2254 nucleotides long. RefSeq names its product protein Wnt-11b-2-like. Gene Ontology annotation, molecular function: cytokine activity; frizzled binding. Gene Ontology annotation, biological process: neuron differentiation; cell fate commitment; multicellular organism development. Lineage: Eukaryota; Metazoa; Mollusca; Bivalvia; Ostreida; Ostreidae. The coding region runs from base 793 to 1857 and encodes 354 amino acids. The record is from RefSeq and is a predicted model, not a curated record. Gene Ontology annotation, cellular component: extracellular region. The transcript has 5 exons.
AAGGGAACUUCCUACUUUUAAAAAUAAUUCUUUCCAUUCUUAUUUUAGCGAAUCUCAAGUCUGAAUUCGAUAUGUAAUAAAUUUCACUGGAGGAAAGAGAAGAGAAAUAUUGCAUUUAUCUAGCCUAUCGAGCCGGGUUUCCUUCUCAAACACGCAUAGCGGCAGAUCAAAAACCCAUUGAGGAUAAAAAAGAGAAUUCAAAGACGGACGGGUAAUAACGAAAAGUAAGUUGACACGAGACUUUAACAGCCCGGAUAAAAUAAUGGUGGAAAAAUAACAGUAUUCGAUUAAUGUCCCUUAGGAUGUAAAAGCAGUGGUGAAAUGUGAUUUGCAGUUUAUGAAUUCUUCAUCGGAAAAAAGUGGGCUGGACGAUCGGAGUGUCGUAAAUAACUCGUCGGUUUUACGACCCAGACCGGGGUAAAACUGAUGCGCAGCGGCGCGGCGGAGUCAUUGGACGAUGAAAAAAUUCUGGGUUUUUCUGCAAGAGUUUUCUUCUUAUUUUUUCAGUUUGUGAAUGUGCAUCCAAAGUUAAAGAAGUGGGAAAAAAAAUAUUAAAUUCUUUUGUCUUUCACGAGAGAUUUUUUUUAUUUUGUGCGUGUGUGUAUAUAUUAUGGAAUACUUCAGUCCUUGGUACCACAUUCUUAGAAGUCGGACUAUGGAGUAAAGGACUGGAAUCACACAACUUAGAGACCCCCCGACAUAGAGAUGUGACGGUCGUCUACAGUAUGAGACAAAAGUGUUCAAUGAUUUCAUGAGAUACGAUUUGGAAUUUAUUAUCGAAGUGUAAUAAGCAUGAGACAUUACAGACAAACUGUGGCGUCGUCACUCUUCGUGAUUCUAUUAAUUUCUUCCAGGAUUGCAGCAAUCCGAUGGCUAACUCUUUAUCAAAGUAAGCAGAAAUCUUGGACUGACGAUAAAAAUUGUUCGAAAUCUCUGGGACUUAUCGGCAAGCAGAGCAAACAGUGUAAACAAAAUCUGGACUUAAUGGGAACAGUUGCGCACGCAGCUUAUGUUGCCAUGGAUACUUGUCAAGGGCAGUUUGCAGACAGAAGAUGGAACUGUUCGUCUGUUCGUAGGGCGCCAAAAUUAUCACGUGAUCUCACCAGAGGAACCAGAGAGCAAGCUUAUGUAUACGCUAUAGCCUCGGCCUCUCUCGUGCAUUCCAUUGCACGUGCAUGUAGUGUGGGAGUGACCACUAAAUGUAGUUGUGGAGCUCUCCCUAACCACCCACCCCAAGAGGAAUUUAAGUGGGGAGGUUGCGGGGACGAUCUGAAAUAUGGACUCCACUUCGGCCAACAGUUCACUGAUGCAGAACUGAUGAAGAAAGGCAAAAUUAGAAACUCCAAAAAGUCAAAAAUGAAUAGUCAUAAUAACGCCGCUGGACGCUUGAUUGUAGCCCAGAGUAUGACCACAGCGUGUAAAUGUCACGGAGUUUCCGGUUCCUGCUCCAUAAAGACAUGUUGGAGGUCACUUCCGGAUUUCUCUGUGAUAGGAACCACCUUAAAAAAUUUAUACGCCAAUGCAGUGGAAGUGCGGAGGAAAAAACGCAAAAAUAAGCGGAUAUUUGUCCCCGUGAGACCUAAUGUACAGAGUGUUUCCGAAAAAUCUCUGAUUUAUUUUACAAAGUCCCCAGACUAUUGCAGUCCGGAUCCUAAAACGGGGUCAGCCGGAACUCAAGGGAGGUUUUGUAGGAAUGACAGUUCCGGUUGGGGCGGAUGUGACGCAAUGUGUUGUGGGCGGGGCUACCGCAGCUUCACCAAAAAAAUAGUAGAACGAUGUGAAUGUAAAUAUUACUGGUGUUGUUACGUCAAAUGUAAAACAUGCGAAAAGACGCUCCAUCUAAAUGUUUGUCGAUAGUUGUACAGUGUACUCAGUUUAAAUGAAACUCUUCUACGGGACGUGACCGAGAUUGCGCUGAUAUUCAAGGUACCUUUUCACUCAGAUGCUCUUCUAAAGGUGUGGAUGUAUUAAAAAAAACUACCAAGCUUAUAGUGAAUGAAUUUUGAUCACAGGGAGAACGGUGAACUUGAACUUGGAGUCGUUAAUGUGAGCGUAGAGCUGGAAAACUCAAUUUUAGCCAGUGAGAUUGCACCUACCACAAAUGGUAGCUGUUUAAAACCCAAUCCUGCAGUAAUUAAACUCGAGCAUAAAGCGAGUGAUUCGAGUUCUACAGCGAGUGAUUCGAGUUCUACAGGUGGAGAACUGGAACAAUAACUGUGGAACUACUCAACUCUAUGUUUUUUUUUUUAACUUG